AUGGUUCACUACUGUUGUGUCUCUAGAGACAGUAAGAUUCUUUACGCUUACAACGGCGGAGAUCACAGCAACGAGACUCUCGCGGCUCUGUGUUUGGAAAAGACUCCGCCUUUUCACAAUUGGUACUUCGAAUCCAUAGAGCAUCUGAGAGACGAAUUCAAGAAAGCUGCGAGGAACAAUUGUAAAGGAAGAAGCUUUACUGCUAUGAUUGGUUCAGUCAAUGUUGAAGAUCAGCUUGUUCCCGUUGUGUCUAAACUCAUAGCUUCACUUGAGCGUGUCGCUGAGGCUAACAACAACGAUUUGAUGUCUAAGAGCAGUGAUCUUGUUGAACAACAAAGCGAAGCUGUGAAUAGUUCCACGAACGCCCCGCUUUUGGGGAGGCCAAGCAAGCAAGAGAAGAAGAAAAGGAAAGAUCAUGUGAUCUCACUUAGAGGCAUUGAGCUUGAAGAGCACAGGAAAUCUAAUGUUAAAGGGAACAGAACAGAGCGUACUGAUGCUUCAACGUCGUUGCAGAAGGAGUAUGUACCGAGUAGGGGACGUUCUGAUUCGCAGAGAUUCGAAUGGAAGUGGCGGCGUCUAGUUCAGAUUGUUCUUGCUAUUGAUGCAGCUAUUUGCUUGACUCUCUUUGGUAUUUGGUUGGCUAUAUGUGAGGGCAUCAAGUGUACACCAUUGUUGUUUGUAUGUGAAGAGUCUGAAGACUAUGAGGCUCAAAUCAGACCUGGCCUUGAGGAUUUAACUUAA
Thlaspi arvense is the source of this 741-nucleotide messenger RNA. Lineage: Eukaryota; Viridiplantae; Streptophyta; Magnoliopsida; Brassicales; Brassicaceae. The record is from the annotation of a GenBank genome assembly.